This is a messenger RNA of Polistes dominula (European paper wasp), 2549 nucleotides long. RefSeq names its product ATP-dependent RNA helicase DDX54. The record is from RefSeq and is a predicted model, not a curated record. Gene Ontology annotation, cellular component: cytosol; nucleus. Gene Ontology annotation, molecular function: RNA helicase activity; ATP binding; RNA binding. NCBI's taxonomy places the organism in Eukaryota, Metazoa, Arthropoda, Insecta, Hymenoptera, Vespidae.
GAUUAUUAUGCAUGUGGACGAUAUGCGUGGUCCAUAUGCAUAUCAGGUUAUGGUUUAGGUUAUGUUAGAUAGUGUGUAGAUUGACAAUAACGAUUGAUAAACAUCUAAGCAUUAGUAUUAUUAAGACAGAUGUAAAAAUGAAAGAUAUGGAAAUUAUUGGUUUUGGAGAGUCAGAAGAACUUAAUGAAAAUGACGAAGAUGAAGAAAUUAUGGACAUUAAGAAAAAAGCUUCUAAGAAGUCAGGAGGAUUUCAAUCCAUGGCUCUUAGCUUCCCUGUUCUGAAGGGUAUAUUAAAACGAGGUUAUAAAGUUCCAACACCUAUACAGAGAAAAACAAUUCCUUUAGCUCUUGAAGGAAGAGAUAUUGUGGCAAUGGCUCGGACUGGUAGUGGAAAAACAGCUUGUUUUUUAAUUCCAUUGUUUGAAAAACUCAAGACUAGACAAGCCAAAACCGGAGCACGCGCUUUAAUUCUAUCACCAACGCGUGAACUAGCAAUGCAAACGUUAAAAUUCAUCAAAGAGAUAGGAAAAUUUACAGGAUUAAAAGCUGUAGUAAUAUUGGGUGGAGAUAGUAUGGAUAAUCAAUUUAGUAUUAUUCAUGAAAAUCCUGACAUUAUUGUUGCCACACCAGGUAGAUUUCUUCAUAUAUGUGUUGAAAUGGAUUUACGUUUAAACAAUAUAGAAUACGUAGUGUUCGAUGAAGCUGACAGAUUAUUUGAAAUGGGUUUUGGUGAACAAAUUCGUGAAAUAACUAAUAGAUUACCAGAGACACGAAAUACCUUAUUAUUUUCUGCCACAUUACCUAAAGUUUUAGUAGAGUUUACUAAAGCAGGUUUGAGUGAUCCUGUUUUGAUACGAUUAGAUGUCGAGAGUAAAUUACCAGAAGAAUUAAGUUUAUCAUUUAUUAUUUGUCGUCCUGAAGAGAAAUUGGCUAUACUUUUAGCUCUGUUAAAGAAUGUCAUUGCAAAUGAUUCACAAACCGUAGUAUUUGCUGCCACUAUGCACCAUGUAGAAUAUCUUCAUCAGAUAUUAGACAAAGCAGGAAUUUCAAAUACAUUUAUUUAUUCAAACUUGGAUUCCUCUGCACGUAAAAUAAAUGCUGCUAAAUUUCAAAUGAAUAAAGUUAAAACUUUAAUUGUUACCGAUGUUGCUGCUCGUGGUAUUGACAUACCUCAUUUGGAUAAUGUCAUUAACUUCAAUUUUCCAGCUAAAUGUAAAUUGUUCGUCCACAGAGUAGGUCGUUGUGCACGUGCUGGUCGUACUGGAAUUGCUUAUAAUAUUGUUACUCCUGACGAGUAUCCAUAUCUUUUAGAUUUGCAUCUAUUUCUUGGUCGUUCAUUAAAUAUAGUUCCUUCAUCUGGUACAAGCAAUGACAAGGAAUAUAUAAUAGGAAAAAUGCCUCAAGGCAUGAUAGAAGAAGAACUUGCAGAAUUAAUUAAUUGGCAUAAUUCAUCCACCGAUCUGAAAAACAUGGAAAAAGUUUGCGAAAAUGCUUAUGAACGUUAUAUCAAAUCUCGGCCAGCAGCAUCAUCGGAAAGUGUUAAGAGGGUGAAAGAAUUGAAUAUUAAUUCAGCAGGUAUAAUACCUGAAUAUUCUAAUAUUAAUCCUGCCACGAUGGAUAUAUUAACCAAAAUGAAACAAUACAGACCACAGGGAACAAUAUUUGAAAUAGAUAAAAAAACAUGUUCGUUGGAUUAUAAAAUAAUGAAAGAAAAACGUGCAUUUCACAAAGAAAAUAUUUUAAACUUUCAUAAAAAAAUGGAAACACUAGAAACCAAAAAGAAAGAAGCAACAAAAGAUUUGUCUCAGAAAAGUAUAUUACCUAAAAGUAGUGAGAAUGAAAUCAAUGAAGCAUUUAAUAAAGUUGUAGUACCAAAGAAACGAAAUAUAGAAGAUUUGUAUAAAAAUACUAAGAAGAAAAAACGUUUAGCUGUAAAAGAUGAAGAAUUUUAUAUUCCGUAUUCAGCUCCAGAUAAACAUACAGAAGAUGGAUUGGCGGUAAACAAUUUCACGACAGAAGCAGAAAAAGUACAAUUGGAUUUAGUUGCAGACAAUGAAGAAUCUUUACGGUUACAAACACAGCUUAAAAAAUGGGAUCGUAAAAAGAAAAAAAUGAUAACUAUUAACAACGAUCCAAAAGCUGGUAAAAUUCGUACGGAAUCAGGAGCUUGGAUUCCUGCUACUUAUAAAACAAAUCGUUACACGCAAUGGAAAGAAAAAAGUAAAGUCGAUGCUUUGGAUGAUGAAGACAGCGAAGAAGAAUCACCAAAAUUGCAAAAAUUGCAAACACAUGCCAAUACACAUUGGGCGCGUCAUAAUCAAAAGAUCAAGGAGAAGGUGAAAGGAAAGUCGGAGUUGAAGAGACCGGAACAAAUUUUAAAGGCUCGCAAAUUGUUGGAGAGGAAGAAACGACGAAACGGUAGAAAGAGCCGAAAAGGUCAGAAAAAAGGAGGAAAGUCUCGUUAAAAGAUAUCCAACUGUAUAGAUAGGUAUAUAUAUAUAUAUCUACGUGUUGAAACAUCUUCGUUUUAAAAAUAAACAUUUUUCUUA